AUUCGUGAUCACUCAAAAAAAAAAAAAAAAAAAAGAAAGGAAAAAGGGGCCUUGUAUCAGUUUCCGGCCCAUGAUCUUCUAGGCUGUAGAGUGCCGAUUAUUGUCGGAAUUGAACUAUUGGAUUCUUGUCCGCUAUCAGUGUUUGGGUAGCACUAGAACUGAUGUUUUGGCUAACAGAGUUACAGAAGUCACUCGAAACGUUCCUGUUCUUAUAUCCUGAGAGCAAUGGAGUUUUUAGAAGAUAAUUGAUGAUUCGGAUUCCCGCUCUUAUUAUAAAGCACAGGAGAAAACUCCUCGUUUCAUUUUGAUGAGACUUUCUUCCUUUAAGAGCAUUUAUUUUUGAUCAGUUUUCAAGUGAGACUAAUCUUAGAAGAAAAAAAAGAUCAUGAAGUUGGUUUUUGUACUGAAUAUGCUGGCGUCUCUGCAUUCUUUUGUUGCAUCCACUGAUCAAGUUGGCGUGCUAAUAAACUUGAAGCUUACACUUAAAGCUUCUAAUAAUCAGCUUUCUGAUUGGAACCAAAAUCAAGUCAGUCCAUGUAACUGGAAUUAUAUCAACUGUGAUGGUGAUGAUGUUGUGCAAAUAUCAUUUCCUUCUAUUGGGUUCUCUGGAACCUUGUCCCCAAGAAUUGGAGAACUGUCAUAUCUUAAAGGACUGUCGUUCCCAGGUAACACUAUAACUGGCAAAAUUCCUGAGGAGUUUGGAAAUUUGUCAAGAUUGACAGAUCUGAAUUUGGAAAAUAACCACUUGAGUGGAGAGAUACCAGAGACUCUUGGCAAGCUGACUAGACUUGAAAAUUUCAGGAUUUUGAGUCAAAAUGACCUCAAUGGAAGUAUUCCUGAUUCUCUUUCAAAUCUCGCAAACUUAUCUGACAUUUGUCUUGCAUUCAAUGAUCUAAGUGGUCCGAUCCCCGACCGACUAUUUAAAGUUGCUAGAUACAAUUUUACUGGUAACCAUCUAAAUUGUGGCACAAACUUGCAUCCUUGUGUGUCCAUUGUAUCUGCUAAAAAAGGAUCCAAUCAUGUAAAGGUGGGAGUGGUGCUUGGAAGUAUUGGAGUAAUAGUACUUCUUCUUGCAGGAGUUCUAUAUCUUAAGUGGAAGAGUAGGAUGAAAAGUCAUCAAAAUGAAGUUUUUGUUGAUGUCGCAGGGCAAAAUGAUCCUAAAAUUGCAUUUGGACAACUGAAAAGAUUUGGAUGGCGUGAACUACAAAUAGCAACAGAGAGCUUCAAUGAGAGAAAUGUUCUUGGGAAGGGAGGUUUCGGGAAGGUAUACAAGGGAAUGCUUGCCGAUGAUACAAAAAUUGCAGUAAAACGGCUGACCAAUUAUGAAAGUCCCGGAGGGGAAGCUGCUUUUUUGCAUGAAGUUGAGUUGAUAAGUGUGGCUGUUCACAGAAAUCUUCUAAGGUUAAUUGGGUAUUGUACGACACCAUCGGAACGGCUUCUAGUCUAUCCUUUUAUGCCAAACCUAAGUGUUGCCUACCGUUUACGAGAAAUUAAACCUAAUGAGCCAGUACUAGACUGGCCUACAAGAAAGCGAGUGGCAUUGGGCACAGCUCGAGGAUUAGAGUACCUUCAUGAACAUUGCAAUCCCAAGAUUAUUCAUCGUGAUGUUAAAGCUGCUAAUGUCUUGCUUGAUGAGGAUUUUGAGCCAGUUGUUGGAGAUUUCGGCCUGGCAAAAGUGGUGGAUAUCACAAAGACUUCUGUGACAACUCGAGUUUGUGGCACCAUGGGUCAUAUAGCACCUGAAUAUUUGUCAACUGGAAAGUCAUCCGAGAAGAGUGAUGUUUUCAGCUAUGGGAUUAUGCUCCUUGAACUUGUUACAAGACAACGUGCUGUAGACUUUUCACGCUCGGAGGGUGAAAGUGAAGUGUUACUGCUUGACCAUGUUAGGAAACUUGUGCAGGAAGAGCGGCUUGAUGCCAUUGUCGACCGCAAUCUAAAGAAGAACUAUGACAUCAAAGAUGUAAAGAUGUUAGUCCGGGUUGCACUGCUCUGCACACAAUCAUUGCCAGAGGACCGUCCAGCUAUGUCAGAAGUAGUUCGGUUGCUGGAAGGGGAGGGCCUGGCUGAGCGGUGGGAGGAGAUGCAGCAUACUGAGCUUGCUCGGAGACAACAAUAUGAGAGGUUACACAGUAGAUUAAAUUGGGCUGAUGACUCGGUCUGCAACCAAGAAGCUAUUUCAUUGUCUGGUGGAAGAUAAGAUAACCCAAUUUGUAAUCUCUAAUGUUUUAGGAUAGAAAGGUCAUGUUCGAACUCAUAGAUUAUUUUUCUUUUCAGUAAAGAUUUGGUUCUGAGCAUGGUAGUUGUAAAUUUUGAUGGCUCCUUUCUUAAUCAAAAACACCAGGGUUUACCUUGUUUC
Molecule: messenger RNA, 2356 nt
Organism: Elaeis guineensis (African oil palm)
Lineage: Eukaryota; Viridiplantae; Streptophyta; Magnoliopsida; Arecales; Arecaceae
Source: RefSeq, a predicted model, not a curated record